AUGUGUUCGAAACGGAAUUCUGGAAAUUCCGUAUAUCGGAAGCUGUUUUGUUUCCCUCAGAGAAUAGAUUGUUUGAAAGGGAAACAUGCCUGGAAACUCAUUAAAAACAUGACGAUUUCAAGCGAAUUUUUUACAUUUUACUCUGUUUUUGUCGAUGUUAAACUGUGUUCCAGGUUUUUGAAGUCAUGGAAAUAUGAAUUUAUUCUUGAAUCUUCCAAAAAAUCAAAAAAUUUCGAAACGAACUAUUCCCCUGUUUUGUUGGCGUCGGAGGUUAGCCCGCGUAGCCCGCGCGCUAAAAAUUCAAUUUUAAGCCGAAGAACGAGCUUUUUCCUGUUUUUUUCGUCAUUUUUUUUCAGAUUAUCCCAAUUUUCUGUUGAUUUCUUGUGGGUUAUUCAGGGCGUCGGCAAAAAAGGAAAAAAACUCCGCGAAAACUCGGAGAUCACGAACAGUUUGCAAUCCCAGUACUCAUCAACACCAGAAUGCCCAGCAUAUUACAAUGGAAGCAUCGCAGGAGGCUCUUGCAGUCGAGAGUAUUCUCUAUGUGUUAAAGGAAUCCGACAAACAGCGAAAUGUAGCGAUGGCUACGUUUUCUACGAGGAUGGAUGCGUUCCAAUCGAGGACUCUCCAGAAUGCCAACUGGCUGACGACACCGAAGAAGAGCCAUACGACAGUUUUGACUGUUCAUCGAAACGCGACGGACUUUACUCGAUCGGCUGCGUAAACCAGUUUGUCAACUGUGUAUCAGGACGAGCCUAUCAGAUGUACUGUCCCGAUGACUUGGUUUUCCACGGAAAGACUCAAGAAUGCCAGGAAUCUUGCGAUGAUGUUGAAGAGAACGCCACUACGGCUUCUCCAGUUGUGUACAGAAACGAGGACGAUGAUGAGGGUUACGAGGAGGGAUCUGGCGAGACUGAAGGAUACUACGAUCCUGAGGCAACCACCGAGGAGCCAAUCGACUAUAAUUGCAAUGGUCUGGAGAACGGAAACUACGCCGAUGGCUGUUCCGAUGUCUUCUACACUUGCAACAACGGCGUCGUGUUCAGAAGAUACUGUCCACAAGAAACCGUCUUCAACCCCAGUCAACAAGCUUGUGAUUACGAUUGCACUGAGACAGUUACCACUACUACUCAAGCUUACGUGCUAACUACUGAUGCUGAUGUUCCGUCGACAACCACUUCAGAGUACACAACUACUCCACAAGACGAUGAGCCGGAGUACAUCACAACACCAGGUUUCGAUGAUGUCACAACUACUCAAGCAUCAAUCGUCACUGUCCCCACCACCACCGCUCAGGCUCCAAUCGUCUGCCACGAAGGACAAAUCACUAGCUUUGGAAUGUGCUCAUCACGUUUCAACCGUUGCCAGAACAACUCGGUCCGCUCGAAGCAGUGUCCAGUCAACACACUUUUUGAGUCAGCUCUCGUUUUGUGCGUUUUCGAUCUUCCACAGUGCCAGCCAGUCACCUAUCCUUCUAACCCAACCUACAACACCUACGGAGGACUUCCAUCCGAUACCAUUGUCAGUCCAUUUGAUGAGAAUGUUCGUCUGAAGCCAAAGUUCAACAGACGGCCAAAGUACCACUAUGGACCAUACAGACAGCCAGGAUAUGGUAACCAGGGAUACGGAAACACACUUAUUGAGAAUCCAUUCUUCAUUUCACGUCACCAUCCUUAUCGUCAUGGAGGAGAUCGUCAUAGAGGAAGAGGACACCGUCGUGGGUAUUACAGACCAGCCAUCGAUUCUCCAUUCUCUACUGCUUUCCGUGGACGUGCGGCUCUUGAUGACCAAUUCAAGGAUUACCGUCGCGCCAAAAUGGGAAAGCUUCGGUAUGGAGAAGCCAGAAAGGUUGAGGGCAACAAGCGUAUCAUCCUUGACGACGAGUUCGAAGGACCAAAGGCCAGAUUUGUUCAGUCCGAUAUUCAGAGAAUCUUCCCAGAAGAUCGGCACUCGAAGAGAAAGUUGGGACCACGUGAAGACCCAGAUGGCUACAAGGAUGACAAGAACUUUGAUCCAAAGGACUUGUUCGGAUCUACCGAGAGAAGAAAGCGUUCUGUCUCAUAUGGAACUCAAAAAUCCGGAUACGCACAACAGAACACUCAAAUCACCGCUCGUCAAGCUCAAGUCAACAAAGAUUGCCAGCCAUACACAACCCCAACAUUCCUCACUUUCGGAGAUUGCUUCGAUCAGUUCAUUUACUGUUCUGGCAAUGGUGUUAACAGAAUGGCUGCUUGUCCGAUUGGAGAGACAUUCAACAAGGCUCUUCGCGCUUGCUCGGAAACAUGUGGAGUCGUUACUCCAGUUGUGACUUCUACUGUUGGAACUCCAACUUCUGACGAUUCGUAUUGGUCUGCCACUACCACUGGAAGCUCGGAUGACACUUUCACAACUCAAGCUCCUUCCACUUACGAGUCUUACACUACAACUCAGUCAUGGAACGAUCAACCAGCCACAACUCAAUCGUGGAACGACCAACCAGCUACGACGACGGCUUCCACUCCUGUUGGAGAUCGUUGCUCUUCUGUGCCAUCUGGUCUCUUCUCUCUCGGAUGCUCUCAAAAGUACAUUCAAUGCUCGAAUGGUGCCGCUAUCGUUCGUCGAUGCGGUGGAUCAUUGUACUUCAACCAGCCCCAACAACAGUGUAGUUUCAGAGACGAAGUAACAGAGUGCGGAGGCCAGGCAACCACUAAUUACUCUCCAGUCGUCAUUGUGCCAGCUGGUGAGCAAACAACCGAUUCAUACGGAACACCAUCUGACGAUGCUCCAUCUACCACUCGUGCUCCAGUUGGAGAUCGUUGCGCAUAUGUUUCUUCCGGACUCUUUGCCAUAGGUUGCUCUCAAAAGUACAUUCAGUGCUCGAACGGUGCUGCUAUCGUUAGACAGUGCUCUGCUAACUUGUACUUCAAUCAGGCCACAGAGACAUGUACCUUUCAAGAUGUGAUUCCAGAAUGUGAGUGGGAGAUCCCUGAACAUCGGCAAGUUUAUAUUUCAGGUGAAUCUGGUUUCUCGUCAACCAGUGCACCAAGACAGGAUGACCAAACCAUCGGAUACGGAUUGUCGGACGAUCAACCAUCCACAACUUCUGAGUAUGGAUCUUCCACUACCUCUGGCUAUAGAUCUCCAUACAACCCAUCAGAGGACCUACCAUCCACUACAUCCAGGUACAACUAUGGUCCAUCAGAUGAUUCAUCUUCAACCACCACUUCUGGAUAUAAGAAAUCCUCUCAGCCCGCUAAAGACCAACCAACUACAUAUUCUCCUUCUAUUGCUCCAUACCGUUUAUCAGUUUCGGGAGACGAUCAAGAUGAGCCAUUAGACGCUUGUACUGGAUUGUCUGACGGAACUCAUGGCCAAGGUUGCUCUUCAUCCUUCAUUAUCUGCUCCUACGGACGUCUUGUCAACUCUAUCACAUGCCGAUUGGGACAAGGCUAUGAUCCAUCAAUUCAGAACUGUCGCACUUUCAGCCAAAUCCCAGCACAAGCUUGUGAUCAAGAGGAAACUACCACAGAUGCCGGACUCGUUCGCCUACUGCCUUACGUCACCUUGGAAGCUGUUCUCUCCACGACCACCCAAGCCAUUACCACAACUGCUUAUGAUGACAAUGAGACUGCCGCAUCUGAUGAGUACACCACAACUGCCGUAUACGGAGAAGAUACACCAUCAUCUGAUUCUCCAGCUCAAGAUGUUGUAGUUGUCAGUGACUCCUACAACCGUGCUGAUGACGAGAGUGAGGAAGAGGAAGACGCCGGUUACGAACAAAAGUGCACACCUGGAUCCCGUGCUUCCACUGGUUUCUGUGUGAAGAUCUACUUGGAAUGCACUGCCUCCGGCUACGUCGAGAAGUCCUGCAGAGUUGGAAAGCUUUUCGAUUCCAACUCGAACAGAUGUGUUGCCAGAAUCGCUUGUGGAAAGGAGGCUAUUCGUGACGCCAUUAAGGAUAUCAUCGCCACAACUCCAGCUACAACAAAGGAGGUUGACGGCCGAUGUGCUCAUGUCGAAGGAGAAGGUGUUUUCGCUUUGGGAACAUGCAGUAGCAACUACGUUCGCUGCACUUAUGGCGCUGCCAAGCUUGAGAACUGUCCUGGAAAGCAAGUCUUCUCCCGCACCCAAUCCAUCUGUGUUUCUCGUGAAACCGAUACUGAAUGCAGUACUCCACAGAAUGCAGCAGUCAAGAGCUAUUAUAACAACAACGAACAAUCGGCUUACUGUGACGGAAAGUCGGAUGGUCUCUACGGAAACAAGAAAGACUGCUCCGCAAUUCUUCAGUGCUUCGGAGGAGAACUGUUCGAGCACGCAUCUUGUCCAUCAAAUCUCGCUUUCAACGAGUUGACAGCCAAAUGCGAUUACCCACAGAAAGUCAACGGAUGCGAGAAUCACGGAAGAACAGAGGGAGUGUGCUCCGAGCACGGAGCCUUCAUCGCCGACGUCAACAACUGCUCAGUAUUCUAUCGCUGUGUAUGGGGACGUAAAGUCGUGAUGAGAUGCCCGUCAGGCACCGUCUUCAAUCCAGCACUCUCGGUAUGCGAUUGGCCGAGCGCCGUUCCAUCCUGCGGUGCCGCUCCACAAGCCGCCGGCGACAGCUCAUACGGUACUUCUUCUUCGUACAACGAUGAUAACUCGGGAUAUUGA
This is a messenger RNA of Caenorhabditis briggsae, 4626 nucleotides long. The record is from RefSeq and is a predicted model, not a curated record. The coding region runs from base 1 to 4626 and encodes 1541 amino acids. Gene Ontology annotation, cellular component: extracellular region. The transcript has 11 exons. Gene Ontology annotation, molecular function: chitin binding. Lineage: Eukaryota; Metazoa; Nematoda; Chromadorea; Rhabditida; Rhabditidae.